AUGGAUGACCAUGUCACAAUCAGGAGGAAACAUCUCCAAAGACCCAUCUUUAGACUAAGAUGCUUAGUGAAGCAGCUGGAAAAAGGUGACGUUAAUGUCGUCGACUUAAAGAAGAAUAUUGAAUAUGCAGCAUCUGUGUUGGAAGCAGUUUAUAUUGAUGAAACAAGGAGACUGCUGGAUACUGAUGAUGAGCUCAGUGACAUUCAGUCGGAUUCUGUCCCAUCAGAAGUCCGGGACUGGCUGGCUUCUACCUUUACACGGAAAAUGGGGAUGAUGAAAAAGAAAUCUGAGGAAAAACCAAGAUUUCGGAGCAUUGUGCAUGUUGUUCAAGCUGGAAUUUUUGUGGAAAGAAUGUACAGAAAGUCCUAUCACAUGGUUGGCUUGGCAUAUCCAGAACCUGUCAUAGUAACAUUAAAGGAUGUUGAUAAAUGGUCUUUUGAUGUAUUUGCCUUGAAUGAAGCAAGUGGAGAACAUAGUCUGAAGUUUAUGAUUUAUGAACUAUUCACCAGAUAUGAUCUUAUCAACCGUUUCAAGAUUCCUGUUUCUUGCCUAAUUGCCUUUGCAGAAGCUCUAGAAGUUGGUUACAGCAAGUACAAAAAUCCAUACCACAAUUUGAUUCAUGCAGCUGAUGUCACUCAAACUGUGCAUUACAUAAUGCUUCAUACAGGUAUCAUGCACUGGCUGACUGAACUGGAAAUUUUAGCAAUGGUCUUUGCCGCUGCCAUUCAUGACUAUGAACAUACAGGGACUACAAACAAUUUUCAUAUUCAGACAAGGUCAGAUGUUGCCAUUUUGUAUAACGAUCGCUCUGUCCUUGAAAAUCAUCAUGUGAGUGCAGCUUAUCGACUUAUGCAAGAAGAAGAAAUGAAUGUCCUGAUAAAUUUAUCCAAAGAUGACUGGAGGGAUCUUCGGAACCUAGUGAUUGAAAUGGUCUUGUCUACAGACAUGUCGGGUCACUUCCAGCAAAUUAAAAAUAUAAGAAAUAGUUUGCAGCAACCUGAAGGGCUUGACAAAGCCAAAACCAUGUCCCUGAUUCUCCAUGCAGCAGACAUCAGUCACCCAGCCAAAUCCUGGAAGCUGCACCACCGAUGGACCAUGGCCCUAAUGGAGGAGUUUUUCCUACAGGGAGAUAAAGAAGCUGAAUUAGGGCUUCCAUUUUCCCCGCUUUGCGAUCGGAAGUCAACGAUGGUGGCCCAGUCCCAAAUAGGUUUCAUUGAUUUCAUAGUAGAACCAACAUUUUCUCUUCUGACAGACUCAACAGAGAAAAUUAUUAUUCCUCUUAUAGAGGAAGACUCGAAAACCAAAACUCCUUCCUAUGGAGCAAGCAGCUCAAUAACCUAUAUGUUAUCUCACGUUGCUGAUUCCUUUAGAAGAUCGAAUAUGAAAGGCACCACGAAUGAUGGAACCUACUCCCCCGACUACUCCCUUGCCAGUGUGGACCUGAAAAGCUUCAAAAACAACCUGGUGGACAUCAUCCAGCAGAACAAAGAGAGGUGGAAAGAGUUAGCUGCUCAAGGUGAACCUGACCCGCAUAAGAACUCAGAUCUAGUAAAUGCCGAAGAAAAACAUGCUGAGACACAUUCAUAG
This is a messenger RNA of Rangifer tarandus platyrhynchus (Svalbard reindeer), 1587 nucleotides long. The record is from the annotation of a GenBank genome assembly. Lineage: Eukaryota; Metazoa; Chordata; Mammalia; Artiodactyla; Cervidae.